UUUAACACAGGCAACUCAAUCUUAAAGGUCCUGGUAACCAGCUGAUUGUGUACUCGGGGGGUGUUGAAUCAUGGAAAACACUGUGCUUGACCUUAUGGUAGACUACUCCCAGACACAAAGCACACACUUGUUCUAUUAUCAUAAGCACCGGUGUGGUCAGUUCAUUUAGUGAGUACAUCACCUUCAAUUAAAUAGCCAUCAAAUGCCUGACAGGCCGUUUGAUUAUUCUUAUUGACUUCUCACUCACCUCGAAUCUAAUGUCAGAAGACACAGGCCUGAGCAGCUCCUAUCGUCAAGCAUAAAUAGAUGAAGACCGGAUCAGACAGCAAAGCAGCUGAGAAAGCGGUUUCAGAAGCCCAGAUCAUGUCCUCUCCUUAAUCACGCCUAAUGAGCAGGAAGACCUUUGCCCUAUCGCCCACGUGCUACAUGGGUUCUGACUGCAGUGGAGGCUCAGCAAUGUCAUACGGGUGAGAGUGAAAAUAGAGAGUGGAUAAGAAGUGAUCUAGAGCCUAUGUUUGUGUGUGUGUGUGUGUGUGUGUUUAGAAAAUCCUGGAAUUUAUCCAAAGCUUCCAUCUGUCUCACUCGUCUCUUGGCAAUCCACAGCCUCCCUGUUUCUUAACAGAGCCUGCGGUGAUGUGGCAAUGAUUGAGUCGCCAAAAAAAAAAAAAAGAAAAAGAAACAAGCUAAGAUUUUAUUUUUUUGCCUAGUCAUGAGGAAAAAGCAGUAAAAAAAGAGGCAGAACAGUUCCUUGCUCCUAUACUGGUGUACAUUUUAGCAUCAUCAUGGACGUAUCAUAACAUUUGUCCUCAAUAAGCCGCUUGCUAUAUUUAGCCCUGUCCGGCUUUUAUCUAGGUCAAGAAUGAGAAGCCAGACCUGCCACAGAGACGUAUGGAGCGCCUUCACGUCAUUGCCCCACUGAGAGGUCUGGGAAAGACCGAGGGAGCAGUUCUGAGAGAUGAAGGCGGAACAGGUUAGACAGAUAUGGAGAGAAGAAAAAGCGCUAAUGUCUUUUUCUCUGCAGAAUCCCUGAGCGCUGCUUUUGGAUAGUAUCUAGUACACACCCAUAACACACCACCAUCAUACCAACCGUCCAGUUCAGGGACGCCUCUGUUUUGCACUUACAACAAACAAGAAUUACGACACAUUUCUCUGUACUUGAGCCUUUUUCUCUACUGAAAACUGUGCUUAAUGUAAACAUGCAUUGAGUCUGAGUCUAUUGUAAGCCAAGAUCUAACUAAGACUAACUAAACAGCAGGCAUUGGAUUGAUUGGACUAAAAACCUCCACCGACUCCGGCCCUUUGUGGAGAACAUUGGACACCCCUGUUGAAGAAAGCUUUAAUGAAUCCAAUAAUUCAGUCAAAGGACGGCAGAUGAUUCGGCAGCUGUGGGGACGGUGGUGGUGUCUCGCAUGAGGAUGGGAGAGAUUGAGGAUGGCGGUGUGGACCACAUUGCCACUGAUACACACCAAAAGUGCACUCUGGUGUGUGAACCUCAUGGGACCACAAACGACAAGGAUAACGGGCCACUGAUGAAUGCAGUGUUUAAGAACCCGGUGUGUAAAGUGUACAGGUUUCAGACGACGGACAGCAAGUGGAUGCUAGUGAGGGAGCAGAUGGCUGAGUGCACUUUGUCCUUCAGCAUCCCCAUCCAGCUCCUCAGGCUGUACAUUCAGGAGGACAGACAGAGGAUACAGGAGCUGAACAAUCUGGGUGAGCUCUCUCCACAUUGGGACAACCUGAGGAGAGACGUCAUCGCCCGCUACAGCCAUCUCAUCAAAACCUACCAGGACACACUCGCUGAGCUGGAGAAGUUCACCGGUCCUCCAUUCAAGCCGAGCUGCAGCAAGGCGCAGAAAUACCUGGAGUUCAUUCCCAUUAAUCUGCACACACAGCGCAUGAGGGUGACGUGUCCUCGGAAAACAGACUCCUUCUACGAUGUGAUCACAGUUGGAGCUCCAGCCGCUCACUUCCAGGGCUUUAAGAAUGGAGGCCUUCAGAAGCUGCUCAGCCGAUAUGAAGCAGAGAAGAAGAGCUACAGCACGGCGUAUCAGUGCAUCUAUUACUCUCCAGAGCACACAGCCAAGGCCAGAGAGAUCCUGAGCAUGGUGGCCCAGCUGCAGCCAAUCAUCUGCGGCCUGGCCGACCGCCUUCUCGUCCAGGCCCAGCAACGCUGUAGCCACAGCCUCCGGGAGGCCCUCAAGAGUCUGGAGGAAAAGACCGAGCAGUUUGUGCACACUCUGAAGGACGAGCUGGUGAAGAACGCUCUCUUCGCGCUACACGCAGCGCGACCCGGCUACAUGAACAAAAGCCACAUUUCCGCCCAGACGGAAACACACUUGACCCAAACCGCAACCUCGGACGUGACCCCGAACCAAAACCAGAGCCGGGAGCCGAGCGUCGUCAUCUGCAACAACGUGUCUGGAUCUCAGACACCCCCGAAAAAUGAAGCUCGCCAGCCUCUUAAACACCAAGACCUUCCCCACCACGAGGAGUACGACGAAGAGGAAUGGGACAGGGUGUGGGCCAAUGUGGCCAAGGGUCUGAACUGUGUCAUCGCCAUGGUGGAUAAGCUACAGGAGCAGGACAACAACAACCAGGAAUCUGCUCCUGACCAGGCGCUCGCUGAUGUCAUUACUUCCCACAGUCCAGCUGCAGACUGGAGGGAACAGCUCAGCCCCUUGGUGGUGGCGCUGAAGGACUGUGUAAACGAGGUGGCAGACAGAGCGAGCAAGUCCAUGAGUUUUGUUCUCCUCCAGGAGGCAGCGUGCAGCACACCAUCAGGCCUGCAGCUCCAACAGAGACGUGACACUGUAUUCAGCCAAGCGCUGGCUGCACUAGCCUGUGGUUUCCUUAUGCGGUUGUACUCUGGAAUAGAGGAUAAGGGCUUCAUCAGACAACUGCACACAGUAGGCGUGGUGGCUCAGUUCGAGAGCCUGCUCAGCACAUACAGUGAGGAGAUAGGCAUGCUGGAGGAUAUGGAGGUGGGGAUUUCUGAUCUACAGAGAGUUACAUUCAAAAUCACAGAAGCUGCUUCCGAUGACCCCAGCAAUCUGCAGCCAACUGUCAGUGGCAGACGAGACCAUUACACUGUAGAAGUGCCGCUUCCACUCCAAACCUUCCAGAUGUUACCGGAUGAAGUGCGUCAGGGCAAGCUGCUGCAGGUCUUCCCCGUGCUCUUCAACGUGGGCAUCAACGAACAGCAGACGAUCGCUGAGAGGUUUGGGGAUAUAUCCUUACAGGAGAGGAUAAAUCAGAGAAAUUUUGACAUUUUAGAGACCUAUUGUAAGUCACUCAGUGACAGGAUUCCAUUAGAAUGUCUGCCUUCUUUUCAGAUGCAACCAGAUAUUAAGGAGAUGCUUGAAACACUGGGCCAGAAUGUUGUGACCAAGAAGAGGAAGAAUGUAGAAAUUCUCUGGCUUGCAGGAGCGAUCUGUCGACGACUUAACGGCAUCCGCUUCACCAGCUGUAAAAGUGCCAAAGACAGGACGUCCAUGUCAGUGACGCUAGAGCAGUGUGCCCUACUGAGGGACGAGCACCAGCUCCAUAAGGACUAUUUCGUCCGGGCACUGGACUGCAUGCGCAGCAGUCGGCUGGCCCAGGGCGAAGGUGCCCAAUGGGACGACCCUGAGGCAGGCUCCGUAGCCAAUCACAAGCCGGCACCACGCCAAUUCUACCCAAUCGCUCUUCUGCUCGUUAGCUCUCACCUGCUGGUAGUGUGGCUCAUUUUAAGUCUUGUUUUCCUGCUUGCAAAAUAUCAAUAAACUGCUGAUUAUACCAUAACGACCCUCGUGCUGUCUAACUUUGUUCUCGGCUCGCUCUGGGUGUGAAAAGCACCUUCUCUCUUCUGCGGUGUCUCUGGGGUAUGCUCGUUUACUCACUUAUCAUUUCCCUGUGCUCUAAUCCUCUUUAACAGCUGUCGCUGGGGUUUGCUUGUUUUGUUUCCUACUUCACAGCAAUUGCACAUUCGAAAACAAAUCUUUAUGUUUUAUAUAAUAAGGUGAUGGAUUUUCCACUCCAGGCUGAUGUAUUUAGUUCAGCCAUGCGACACACCAAAGCAUUGAGCAGAAUUUUUGCCUUAUUUCCCAUGAGGCCAUUGCAUCAGCACUACCAUCGGCCAGAUAAACACAUUACUUCGGCCUCUAACAAGGCAUGAUUCACGCUCUGG
Messenger RNA from Ictalurus punctatus (channel catfish), 4165 nucleotides. It is a transcript of the gene inpp4b, whose product is annotated as inositol polyphosphate-4-phosphatase type II B. Bases 1410 to 3761 code for a protein of 783 amino acids. Gene Ontology annotation, molecular function: phosphatidylinositol-3,4-bisphosphate 4-phosphatase activity. Gene Ontology annotation, cellular component: cytoplasm. The record is from RefSeq and is a predicted model, not a curated record. The transcript is spliced from 18 exons. Lineage: Eukaryota; Metazoa; Chordata; Actinopteri; Siluriformes; Ictaluridae.